AUGCCGCAUGUCGAGAUUCCACUGAUUGACAUCUCGGGCUACAUAAAGGGUGACAAAGAGCAAACUGCCCGUAUAGCAGCAGAACUUCACUCCGCUUGCCAAAACCCGGGUUUCUUCCAAAUCACCGGCCACACGGUGCCCGCAGAGCUCCGCGCCCUACUACUGGCCAAGCUCGCCGAGUUCUAUAGGCUGCCUACCUCGCAGAAAAACGCUCUUCACCGCAGUCAGUCAAAAUGUCUUCGGGGAUAUGAGAUGCUCGGUGAACAGAGGCUGGAAAUAGCCUUUGCCGACCAAAAGGAAGGGUUCAUGAUUGGGCCGGACUUCCCUGCGGACGCGGGCUUCCUGCAAGGCCCGAAUCAAUGGCCGGAGGAAGAGGCUAUCCCAGGGUUUCGGGAAGUCUUCACGACGUAUUUUGAGGAGGUGCUGGCGCUGAGCAAGACUAUGUUCAGGCUGAUGGCACUAAGUUUGAGCUUGGACGAGCAUUUCUUUGACGCGUUCGUUGGGAGCAGGGACUCAAUUUCCAUGUGCAGGGCGCAUCGAUACCCUCCUACCACACUCGAGAUGGCCCACAAGUCAAGAGGCAUCGGCGCACAUACGGAUUUUGGUGCACUCACGUUGCUUAUGCAGGAUGACAUUGGCGGCCUCGAAGUUUUCCACAAGCCCAGUCAAACAUGGCACAGCGUGCAGCCAACCAAAAAUGCUUUCGUCGUCAACAUUGGCGACAUGAUGGAGCGCUGGACAAACAAAAUGUACACGUCAACGCUACAUCGCGUAAUUUCGCCCAUCUCCAGCAAAGAUCGAUACUCUGUUGCCUUUUUCAAUGAAGGUCUACUGGAACAAACCAUUGAAUGUAUUCCAACGUGUCUGAAGCCUGGAGAAAAGCCUUUUUUCGAGCCCAUAACAGCUGAAGCGCAUCUGCGAUCGCGGUACAAGAGAAGCUACUGA
This is a messenger RNA of Exophiala viscosa, 945 nucleotides long. RefSeq names its product putative gibberellin 20 oxidase. Lineage: Eukaryota; Fungi; Ascomycota; Eurotiomycetes; Chaetothyriales; Herpotrichiellaceae. Gene Ontology annotation, molecular function: 2-oxoglutarate-dependent dioxygenase activity. The transcript is spliced from 4 exons. Bases 1 to 945 code for a protein of 314 amino acids. The record is from RefSeq and is a predicted model, not a curated record.